UACCAGAAGAUUCUAGGAACUAUGCGAGAUGAAAUUGUGACACAAAGGACAAGGCGAGUAAAACUGAAACUUGUAUAUCGACAACUCUAGAAUCAUUUCCUCUGUAACACCUUACACCCUUCGUGCAAAAAUGUCAGAACCACCGUUUAGACCACGAGAGAAACUUAUUCAGAAGCAAAAGUAUUUCCAUAAUAUCCAUAAACACACAUACUUGAAAGGGCCAUAUGACAAGAUCACAUCUGUUGCAAUACCACUUGCAUUGGCAGCAUCUUCGUUGUAUCUGACUGGAAGAGGGAACUACAAUAUGUCACACGGAAUAGGGAAGAAAGAAUGACUUGCAAGGUGUUUUGUGGAACAUCCUGAGAUUGAGUUACCGCUGAUUUUCUUUGCUUGCAUAUGUUUGGUGCCUUAAUAAGUUUUUUAGUUUUGAAGACUUUUAUAACCCACGGGUUCAAAAGUGGGAAUGAAUAGAAUAGGGUUUUUUCUUUGUUUCAUGGAACUAUUGGUGAUUUAAUACUUGUGUGUAAUGACUGGAAGCUCAUGUUCAUGUUUA
Glycine soja is the source of this 553-nucleotide messenger RNA. RefSeq lists its product as uncharacterized. The coding region runs from base 131 to 334 and encodes 67 amino acids. The record is from RefSeq and is a predicted model, not a curated record. The transcript has 3 exons. NCBI's taxonomy places the organism in Eukaryota, Viridiplantae, Streptophyta, Magnoliopsida, Fabales, Fabaceae.